Molecule: messenger RNA, 23693 nt
Organism: Sycon ciliatum
Lineage: Eukaryota; Metazoa; Porifera; Calcarea; Leucosolenida; Sycettidae
Exons: 11
Coding region: 314-22450 (7378 amino acids)
Molecular function (GO): ubiquitin-protein transferase activity; protein binding; ATP hydrolysis activity
Source: RefSeq, a predicted model, not a curated record
UGUCUUCAAUCCUCCUUGGGGAAGGUUUGCAAAGCAAAUUCAUGUAGUACACGAAAGUCGUGAAAAGUGAUCUAAUCGACCAAGGCUAGGAGGAGGGCACAGUGUGGCCGGCACAGAGUCGUUGAGGAAAACUUAGUCUGUCUGUGCAUGUGCGUGCUUGAUAUGACCCAUGGGAAUGGCUCCUUUCCUUGGCGCUAUGCCAUGUUUCAAGUUGGUGGACAAGAGUAGAUGUGCCUGCACUGCGUGCGCACAGUGAGCUCACUGCACCAGAUUCUGUAGAUCGACGCGCCGUUGAGUGCAAAGAUCAUCCAAUAUGCCUCCGAGGCGAUCAAGCCGCGCAGGCGCAGAAAUAGCGCCGGGCCUCCGGCCUGUUCUCUGCACUACUGUGUUCACACAAAAGCAACUAAACGUUGUCGCAGGAACGCUGGUUCGAGCGGUAAAGGCCGGGAGGUCUUCCAACACGUUCAAGGGCGCUGCAAGGAAGGAGAGACUGAAUGAGAGUGCGUGGCAACACUGGGUGAAAGUCGAAUAUUUUGACUCGACGGGAACGAAGGAGACACGCUAUGCUGACCGUCGAAAUCUAGGGGAAGCUGUGGAAGAAGCACCGUGUGUGGUUGCAGAAGCCAUCCGCCACAAGCAAGUGCAAUUCCAGGUAGCAAAAGGCACCGGAAUCCGAAUCCUAGGCGAUGCUUCCCACGCCAAAUCAUUCAGAGAAAAGGCGACGAAAGCCAGGAUCCCCGAACACGAGUGGCAGUACUGGGUCACAAUAGAAUGUUGCACAGGUGAUGCUGAGCCAUUUGUUCGGUUUGCUGACAGACGAAAGCUGUCUCAGGUCAACAGCGAGGUGCCUAAUGUUGCAAAGAAUCCCGGAGAUGCUACUCUGGACAACCCCGGAGAUGCUGUUGCCGGCGCUCAUGGAGAUGCCGCUACGGACGCACCAGGAGACGCUGCUGCUAAGCCUAAGCAGAAAGCAACUUCUGCAAAAAAUCCAAAAUCGGACGCACCUGAGAAAAACGGACAAGUAAAGGCCAGUCACGUUGCCGAAAUCUCGCCAGCUGACUCUUCAUCUGCAGCCACCUUCGUUGUCACUGUCACAACUACUCACUAUGAAGAAAGCACUUUUCGAAUGGAAAAAGGAACACACGUCCAAUAUCUCCAAGAUGCAAGUGGUGUGGACACAUUCAAGAAGAAGGCAAAGAAGGCGGACGUUCCAAAGUCUGAAUGGGCAAUGUGGGUACAAGUGCAGAUCCCCGGCACUACUAGUAGCGGAAGACCUGCUAAGUUCUACAUCCACAAACAGUACCUCACUCCACUUGAGGUAGCAAAGCCAAGCUUGGACGAGACACCUAGCAAGAAGAAGAAGAGUAAAAAGUCGAAAAGGAGCAAGAAGGAAAAGAAAGGUGACUCGGAGGAAGAGGAGGAGAAAGUCGAGUCUAGUGCUGAUGCAAUGCCUCAAUCCCUGGACCAUGGACUUGCUGAUCAGCCAAUGAUCACGCCGACAACAGCCAAUAGCGGUGAACCGAAUAUGCCUGUACCAGUUAUCGGCUCUAUGCUAACAGUCAUCAGAGACACGGUAGGCGACGAUGCAGGUGAGGAUCUUAGAGCUAACUGCAAUGAUCAGGUCGUUCUUCUUCAAAUAAACACCCAUGAUCGUUGGUAUGUCACACAUCUUCCAACUGGAAAACAGGGCUUUGUAAAUCCUGGCUUCCUCGCUGCUGUUCCAGUGGCUCGAGAUCGACCAACACCAAAGACAGCAACACCAAUUAUCAAUGUGCCUGAGCGGAUAACUCAGAGCUUAGCCACAGCAUCGCUGGAUGAAGGCACAGGCAUGACGUCACCUGAAACUUCACUGGCAUCAUCUAGCCUAUCAAGAGAGGAUGCAUUGCCUGACCCAGGACGUUUUGCAAGCCCAGUCAACGUUGGAGGUGUGAACCAGUUCAGCACAAAGCAAAUACUGCACCGUACUGGCAUAUUCGCGCCACAAGUGGACAUGAGGCAACUGUCUACAACAAGUGCUGUGCUUAUAUUGCCCGGGCCGACUAAGAUACGCAAUAGUGGUGAAUGGGAAAUAAAGGUUGGUGAGUUGACGGACCAAAGUUCGAAGGCGCCAUUGGAACUGCACUCCAAGGAAACCAUUUCAACAAUAGAACAGCAGUAUGCGCUAACUGGUCUUCGACCAGGUGCUACCUACCACAUCUCACUGCACUUGGCUGGAUCCAGCCAGAAGCCAACGGACUUGACUUUCUUGCAAAUUGGAGAGAUUGCCAUCAGCCAUCCCUCUAAAACAUCAACCAAAUUUCACUUGCCCGCAGUGGACAAAAAGAGAGUCAAGAAGUACAAGGUGUCAUGCUACACGCUUGAUGAUAGCAUUGGAACAACACCAGUUUGGUCAGAACAGUUCAGAGCGACACGUAAAGAAGUGACAUGUGAUGAGCUCGAAGUUGGUAAAUCCUAUCAGAUCAUUGUGGAAAUCCUCGGAAGUGACAACUCUGUUGUGGCCGAGCUUCGUCAAGUAUUCUGCAAAGUUGGUGAGCUCAUCGUUGAGUAUCAUUCUGCAGAUAAGGCAACCGUGACAUUGCCAGUUUCUGAUCACAAUCUGGUAACUCAGUGGCAUGUCCGUUGGAGUGAGGCUGGAGGAGCCGGACAGACAACCCUGAAAGUGGCCAAAGUUCAAGAGCAGUAUAUUAUCAUAGAGGAGCUAGUGAAAGGCAAGAAAUACGAUGUGGAACUUUCUGCUGCAGGGCCUCCGUGUGUGACUGAAGUGCGCAAGCAAUACACCCACAGCAGUGUGACAAAAGACAUUGGUGCUAUCUCAUUCAAGCAAACAUCGGCAACGUCCAGCAACAUCCGUCUUUCCAACUCAGCGCAGUACAGUCCUGGAACAAACUACUGGGUGGUGCUGAUAUCCAAGAUCAAUGAAAGUCUGCAGCCGAUUCCUGGAACGGAAAGAGAGGUUAACAUGUAUGUCAAGAGCCGGAGUCUUCAGAUUGACAAUUUGGAGCCGGGCGCAACAUACAACCUCGUUGUCAAAGCUGCUCAUAGAGGUAUUGCAUCAAGCAGCAUCAUCUUCAUGCAACUUGGUAAUUGUACUGCCACAUACAUUGCAGCUGGUCUCCAAGUGACAAUGCCUACAUGUGACAGGAACAUUGCAAAUGGAUUCACCUUGACACUUUCCACUGGCCAGGGUGCACAUCAAGCUUCAAUUCCACUGCGAAGUCUAUCCCAGCCUUACACUAUUCCGUCGCCCAGGCUAUCUGCAGGAGCCAAUGAGAUCACACUAUCCCCCAAUUUGGCACAUGGCCAUCAAAAUAUAUUGUGGACGCCUGCACGCUUAUCUUACCAGCAUCAAAAAGCGCAUGGUGCCGGCUAUAGAGCAGCAGAACAACGAGUUAUACAGUUCUCUGACAGUGUGAUUGCCACUGAAGAAAUCAUGGGUGAUGAUGGUGAAGUAUUGGCAACGAAAGGAGAUGAGGUCAAAGUCCUGAGGGAGGUUGCGCAAGGCAUGUUUGAAAUACGCAACGGAGCCGGACACAAGACACGGGUGUUUCCCAGCAGCUUACAGCAACGUAAGCCACGUGUGCACGAUGUACGCAGCAGUCCAAGUGGCAACAUUGUUACUCAAAAUACUUUUGGAACAGACUGGGUGAGCUAUGGAAGCAAGAAAGCGGAAGUCGCGCCACAGACAUCAUUUUCAGCUCAACAGGCACUCAGUGGCUUCCUCACCUCAGUUGUCGGCUUCUUCUCUAACAACAGGGCUAAUAAUCUGGCACACUAUCUGGAUGACCUUGACAAAAAUAAAACACCGGUUGAUUUUGAUCGCGUAGCUGCAAUCAUUUCACAAGGAAAUGCUGCCGAUAUGCUUCUGCUAUUUAAAAUAACAGUCAGUUUCACGAAGCAGUGCUCUUGCAACCCCGUGAAUUUCUGCGUGGCUGUGGUCAUCCUCACAAGCAUCCUGGCGAAAUCACCUGCUUACGUCCACUACACCGACUUCUCGAAUUUUCUCUCAGAGCUGAAUACAUUUGCUGCUCAAUACAUGAAGCCUCGUUUCGUGGAGGAUAUGCUUGGAGAUGUGCCACGGCCCACCAGACUAGCUGAACAGCUCCAGGACUGGCAAAACCGAAGCAGAAUCUCACUGCAUGCAACUGUCAUCCAGCAGCUGACACCCAGAUGUACCAGCGGGACCUGUGACUUGAUACUGUGUCUCAUUGCAAUGGACUGGUGGCUAUCACUGCAAUCUCUGCAACGAGGCAGUCAUCAUGGACCAGCUGGGAGAGGCUGGGAGAAAUACUUUGAACCAUUGGUUUGGAGAGAUCCAAUUGUCAAUGCCUGUCACUUCCUGGACAAGCUUAACUCAAUAACAGUCACCUUUCCCAUGACAAUGACUUGUGAGCUGAACAUUGCCGCUCUUCUGCAGUUGGUUGAGAGACUUUUCCCAACCUACAAACAACUUGAUGAAAAAUCUCCUCUGUCCAUGUGGAACACGUUUGGCACCUUUGUACCUGGAGAUGAUAACACUCGAGUGUGGAUGGCGGAAUUGUUCGAUUUCAUCAUGAUUCGAAAUACGCAGAAUCACAUCAAAGUACUCGCGUGGAUGUUAGAAGUUGCACCCACCUGCAUUACACCCGCGAUGGCAAAGAGGACAUUCCCAAAGAUUGCCUACGGUCUGACAUUUCAGCAGGCCAUCGUCUCUGUUGAUUCACAAAUCUCUCAAUUUGUCAGCUCAAUCAGAGGUAACACGGCCUCCCCCGGUCAAGCUAAAGCGAUUCACAUGGUGGGUAACACCUUCGUCGAGACAUUCUGCCGUGAACGCCAGCUUACACCAGAUGUGCACACACUAUCCAAGGCGCUAUCUGAGCUUCCAUUGUACAGCUGUGCUGUUGCUGUUACAACUUCUGUUUUCAAAGCAGAUGUGAAUGUCGUUCUGCCCGACCGAAACAUUGUUUCUUCCCUUGCUGCACUUCUUGACAAAUAUUCAUCUCUGGACAUUGGGGGAUGUGGGCAGUUUGUCUCCUCCAACCUGAGUGCUAUGCUCUACACCAUCAAAGGACUCCUUCGUCAUCACUUGCCAUCAUUGGCCAAGUUUGUUUCUUCGAGUGAACUGAUGUGGAGGAAAGACAUGGAAGUCAAAGCAGUCAAUUUCAACUUAUUCAAUGAAUUUCAACAGGGAUCCAUGCAAACUGCUACUCAAGUGCGUGAUGAAGCUGUUGUAGUAAUGUCCAUAAUGGCAGCUAAUGGCCGCAAUAUCAACCCAACCUGUGGAGCUUACUUCUUUUGGAAAGCGUACUGUCAGCGCAUCAACAUACACAUCAUGAAAUUGCUAAUAGGCCCCGAUAAGCCCUUGGCUGCAGGAAUACUGUGUGAACUACCUGAACAAAACGUUGAUUGUCGCAGUCCAGCACUGGAAGCAAUGAUUUACGAUGCUGUACUGGAUGCGUUCAAGGAAGAAGGAAUGUUCUCUCCACUCCACCUCCAUCCCUGUGUAUACAAAAUGAUUGCUAUGGGUUACCGUGCCUUGAGCAUCUCCCGUGCUGAUGGGUGGCUAAAGGACGAUGUCCCCACUAUUGUGGCUGCUGUGAAGGACAUCGAGCAAACUCACAGGUCAAUCCGAGAACACGACUAUACAGAAGAGAAGUACGCUGAUUUCCAAGCUGUGUGGACGCCGUUAAAUAACCUCUUCAAGAAUCUUCAACAACCAAUGCUAGGAGGAAUCCAUGGGUUUGAAGGCAUCAUUGAUGAAGUACUGAGAAGCAAAUCCCUCCUGACUUGGCUGGCUAGCCAGGAGGUCGACCCAGCUAGCCAGAUCCUUUCUGAGAUUAUCAAAGCGACUACUGGAGGUGCCAAACCCACUUUAAAAGCUCUACGCAACCUGAAGCGAUCUAUUCGGCAAGAAAUUACCUGCCAUCUUGACCUUAAGGUUUCAAAUGAAUGUUCUGCUACAUUUGUUGAGUUCAUCCAUCACUUUUCAUCUCGCAACAGUUUGCUUUUCCAACGUCAAACAGAGAUCAAAGGUGAUCAGAUGUCACUUGAGGAGUAUACCUGGACUACAUUGAUUCACAACAAGAUUUCAAUGGCAGACAAAUUCUUCAGGAGUCUGCUGAAGGGAACUGUUGAAUAUGGAGACUUUCGCCAAUACUCUGACCUUUUGAGCUCGAAGGAAGAUGCAAUCAGUGAUGAAAUUGAAGUUCUGACCGGAUUCGAUCCAUACAAGCAGCUCACUGAUGCUGGCGGCGGUGAACUGAUCGAGGAAAUCAAACAAGCCCUCUUAAUCAUCAAAUGGAUAACAUCUGAAGACAUUUCUCACAUUGUGAGUGCGUUUGGAAUGAUCCAGGAUGAAACCGAUGGCCAGGUCAUAUGUGAAGAUGAUACAGAUUUCCUGCACCUCCAAAGCAUUGGGGAUGAAAUCAACGAAUACAUCUCGAUCAGAAAGUUGGCCAGUAAGCAUCACCGUCUGACAGAACUGCUGUCAGUGCUAGACCCAUGUCAUUUUGAGUUUUUCAGGGAGAUCAGUAUAGGAAACUGCAGCCAGAUUAUUGGUUUCUUUCGUCAGGAGAACUACUUCUCACCAUCUGGGUAUGAGGACUUCUCCGCUAAAGUCGAGAACCUCAACAUGCUAAUACACGAUGAUCCUGCCAAUGCCGCUAUCGUCGAGGCAACCAUUGCUGCAAGACGCAUGCUAGCUCCACUGCUUGCACCGUGGCAUGAUUCGGAGAAGCAAGGGAAGCCACUGAAGGAUGUGUUCAAGGACCUCACAUCUGUUGCUGUCAGUGCUCAGUGCCUGGAAACAUGCAAUGCUCAAUUUGAACUGGUUGCCACACUUUUCAACAAAGCUACAGAGAGCAUGAUGAGAUCAGCUGCCAACCAAGUUGAAAAAUUAAACAGAGGUGCUGAGGUUGUGGUAGUCUUGAAAGGCGACACAGUGGGAAACAUCACGUUCGAAAUCUCGGAGGUGCCCACAAACAGCAAUGAUGCAGCAAAGUCUGGGAACCGAGAGCGUAUUGACAACCGAAUGCUCAAGGAGUUUGAGGUGAACCUGCAAUACCUGUCAUCUUAUGAUCCCACACCUGAUGAGAAAAACGACUGCGGAGCAGGCAAGGAUGCUGCCGUUGCUUCGAUCAUGGAAACGGCGAAGAUGUUCACGGAGAAAUUAUCUGCAGCCUUGGAACUCAUAACUUGUCUGCAUAUGCUAGAAUCACUUGGCCAUCCUCUAUUUCAAGCCAGCGAAUGGCGCUAUCCCUUGGACAUGGAUGUAUUGAAGCUCGAAAUUGGCCAGCUCUGCAAGAUCAGGCAUGACUGGGAAGAUAUUCUUAUGUCAUGCCGACAAUCGUGCAAGCUCUUGGCAUUGUUCAGUAAUGCGGAAAUUGCAGCCAUGGUUGGAGAUAUCCUGCCAAGGAAUCUGAGAGAAGGUCAACCAAAUCUUGUUGGCCUAUGUGGCCGACGUCAGAAUGUAAAUUUUGCUUCAGUGGAUCAACAGACUUCUAAACAUCUUGGUGUGCAAAACUACUUCCGGCUUCUGCAACAUGUUGCGUCUUCGCGUCAAGGUGCUGAUGUGAAUGAUCUAAUAACAGUGUACCAGGAGGAUGUCAAUAAAUUCACAGAUGUGAUAAAACUCUUGGCACGUGUUCUCACAGAGACUUUCACAGUGAAAGAGAGCGUGGAGAGAGGCACCCAAGGGAAGCAGAUUGUCUGCUGUGCACGCAAUGGAAGUGAAAUGACACAGGCAAUCUGUCUGGCAGCGGAGAUCUUCUUGAAUGUGUACAAAGUCGUUCCAUGUUGCUCUCAGGUGCUGAUUUGUGAUGAACAGACUGCAGUGGAUGACCUCGACACUUUCUUUGACCGGAUUUAUGGCUUUGCAGAGAUGGACUAUGUUGUGGUGGGCGUUGACCUGCUCAGCUAUGAUUGCCGGGUGAAGCUUCUACAGAAACAGAAGGAACUCCGUGCCAAACAUUUGGAAUUUAGUAAUUCUGCCACAGUCUACUACAUCUGCAACCAAGAACGCUCCUGCCAAAGCUGGCCUGGGGAGUAUGUUGAGGUCCGCUCCAAUUUUGGGUCAGCGUUUCGGAAAGAAGUGGAUGAACUCAAGUCCGCAUUUGACCAGCUGAAGCAGAAAGAUGGAGGCAUGUUUCCAGUGUGCAAAGCAAUCAUUGGACCAGCUGGCUGUGGCAAGUCUCACUUCAUCAAGCAAACAAUUGGUGAUGGUUCAGUUAUCAGUAUCACGGAUGUGCCAGAUUCCGAAAAUUGGCUAGAAAAGCUAAUCGCACUUGGCACCCAGGCAAAGGUCUACUUCAAUAUCUCCGGUAACGCUGAUCCUCACUACGUCAACCAGGUCUUCUUUGAGCUGUUGUUCUGCCGCAGCUUGAGAAUUCGAUCACACAACAGAUCGUUCUUGAUGCCUAAUGACCUGCAAUGGGAAUUCUACAUUGAAAUUCCAAGUGAAGAUCCAUUUGCCAAUGAACAAGCUCUUCAGACAAAUGCCCGCAACUUGUUCCCUGUGAUAUGCGUGGCAAGUGAGGCAUGUCACAUUAAUUCCAGCAGUCAUAAUUUCCAGAUCACGAUACCAUCCCCAGCUUCAGCAAUACUGGACUCAUCAUCUCUGGAGAAAAUAGUAUCGGCUGUCCACUACUAUGGCCAGGAAGAUGCACGCCAGGUUGACGGCCAAAUGAUGAUUCUUGAUGCGGCCGAGAAUCUGCAGACAGAAUUGCAAAAUAAGAGCCACUUCACUCGCUUGCUGGAAAUUCUGUUCAGUAAAACAAAUCGUGCAGCACAUGCUGAGACCAGGUGGCUACGCACACAGGAAGUAGCUUUCCUGAGAUACUUUCUUGACAGGAUCAAGCUGUUUGACACCGAGACCUUUGACGUGGCCAAGAAGUACUUAUUUGCCAACUGCACUCGUUUCUUGCUCGAACAAUUCGUCAAGGAAUCCGAGUACUUAUGUCAGAAAGAACUUGUGUGCUCCUGGCAGAAAUGUCCAAUACCGUUGUUGUUCGUGGAUCCAACCGGAGUGAGCUUCAAUACCAUGACAUCAGAAACAGCCAGAGCUAAGAUGUACCCUAUGGAAGGUGCUGUGCUGAAGUAUUUCCCUCACCCUCCACCAAAUGAAGAAAAGCCAGAGUUCGUUGCAUUGAGGAGAAUCCGCAGAGAUCCAGAAACGUGGGCAAGAUUCUUUAGCUUCAGAUCAGCAGAUGAGUUGCUUAGUGCUGUCGACAACCGGAAGGAGCUCGAUUGUUUGAAAUGUCUUCAAUGGAAAUUUGGUUUGAUGUCAGAUAAGAACAAUAUUGUUGAGACACUGCUGAAUAAUGACGGCUUUGUCCUCACUUGGGACUUCACCUACAAGCUUCUGCUAGUGGAUGAACGACAGCGGUCCAAGUUACCAUUGAUCAUGGUUGGUGAAACUGGCGUUGGUAAAACUUUCCUUCUCGAAAUGUACACGAAACUGCUUAACUGUAGAAAUCUCUACAGCCCUGAGCUGGAGACUUCGCUCCUUCUGACCCGGAGAACAUGUACGUGGCUGAAAAGUCUGACUGUAGAUUGGUCAGGGAAACUCACCGAAGAUUUUCAAUCCUGGUUUCCUAUGGGAGCGCUACUUGCUGCAGGAGAUAAACCACCUAUGGAACUUGCAAACUCAAUUGCUGGUCGGGUUGACCAGGGUGCAGCUACGGCAGAGGAGCUAGGGGAUAUCAUUGAGCGACUAGUUAGUGAGGGGUCACUCACUGAUGAGCAGGAUGUUGCAGACCUCGUCACAGAGCUCAAAGGCUAUAUCACGAUGUGCCUGGAGAAGUACACAAUUCUAAAGCCCAUGGAUGAUCAAUUUACUUCUCUGAUCAACAGAGAUGAUUUGUCACCAGCACAAUGUCGGGUGAUAAUGAUGAAAUUGGUAAAUGCCGACCCACAAGCUCUAUUCUUCAAGAAGCUGAUUGACCCAGGAACCAGCCGGCAAGAUAUUGAGAAGUUUCUCAGUGAGGCUCGCAACCUUGCAAGGCGCUGCCUUAACUACACAGUUGUGGUGUUCUUCGAUGAGGUGAACACAUCAAGUUGCCUGGGAGUUUUCAAGGACAUACUUGUGGACCGGAUGUUUGGCGGUGAGAAUCUGGAAGAGAACAUCUUUUUCACAGCCGCCAUCAACCCGCCUCCCAAGAAGUCUGUGCAAGGUGAAAAUCUGGAUGAUGAAGUACACAGAGUGGAAUACAACGUCCACCCGUUACCAAGAGUGAUGGAUGAGAUGAAGUGGAUAUAUGAAGGAAUUUCGGAUGACACACAACUCAAUGAGUACAUUGAGAAGAAAAUUAUGCUCCAGCAGGCUCUACUUAACUCAUCGCAUAGCUCUUUCCCACCAACAGUUCUUCUUGAGUUUAAGCGAAUCAUGAUGAGAGCACACACCUACUGCAGAGAAUUUAUAGGUGUCAAUUCCGUCAGCCAAAGAGAUAUUCAGCGACUGUUUCUCCUGGUUCCUUUCUUUUGGCUUGUCAACAAGAAUGUUGUCUUAUUGGCAGAGCGUGCUGGAAGGUUUAUGGCCAGUGAUCCUGGUACUGAUCUUCAGAAAUGUGUCUUUCUGUCCAUCGCUGUUGUGUACUACUUCAGGCUUGUGGUAGCUAAUAAAUCUGCAAGAGCCAGCCGUCAGGACUUUGCUCACUACAUCCAUCUCUCUGACCCCGCUGCGUUUCACCAAGGUGAUCACAAAAGAUGUCCUCAUUGUGGCCCCAACAGCAUCAACAAUGAUGACUUGUCAGCAUUUCAGAAGAUUGUCAACUAUGCUGUCGAUGAAGUUGUCACCCGUGGCCACUUCAGAUUCGACCAGAAAGUAGCUCUUACUGAUGCACUGAAGGAAAAUAUCUUGUGCACUGUUGCCUGUGUUCAGACUGGAAUUCCUCUUGGAAUCAUUGGGCAGCCAGGCACAUCAAAGACACUCAGCUGGAUGAUUGUCAAGGAAAACCUCCGUGGAAUCAAUUCUCCAAAGCUGUUCUGCAAACAGUUCAGUGCUAUUGAUCCAUUUCCCUACCAAGGCUCGGCUCAAUCAAAAACAGAAGAAAUCAGCAGGUGUUUCGAAAAUGCAGCUGCUCGUCAGGUAUUCUAUGAUGAGAGCCAGCACACCAGGCAGAAAGAAACACAGGACAACUACUCGGCAACAAGAAAUGACGACGAUGCGCCAGACGACGGUGAGAUCUACAUGUUCAAGCAGUCAACCAAGUGUGUCGUAUUUCUCGAUGAGGCAGGUCUGCUUAGUGAGAAUGACAUGGUUUUGAAAGUACUUCACCGCUACCUGGAUGAGAGAAAGGUGUCCUUUAUUGCUCUGUCUAAUCGCCGGUUUGAUCCAGCCAAUGCCAAUCGAAUGGCUACAGUCUACCGAUCUCCAGCAGCCUUGAGUGAACUAUUCACACUAGCUCUUGGCUGUAUCAAGAAGGGCGAUGACAGGAGACGUGACAGCAAUGCCACACCGGAUGAAUUGCUGGAUGAAAAUAUCCAUGAAGAGCAGUAUGCGUCAGCUGAGGAAAGGAAGUUCUUGCUGGCAUUAUGUCAUGGUUAUUUACAACUGACGAAACUAUCCUAUGACAAUGUCAAUUUGGGGAAAACAUUUCAUCACCGUGACUUCAUUUACAUGCUUCGCAACCUGCUGCGUCGCCUCUCAAGGCCCGGAUUGCCAAUCAGUAGCCAAGUGUCGGACUUCAUUGAGGCGCUCGAGGAGAACUUCGGAGGCUGUAAUGAUCUGGUAUUUGAGAGGAUUGCCGAUACAUUUCUUCGCAACAUGAAGCAAUAUCUUCCACGAUUUCCAGAGUCACUCAGCUCUGCCAAUGCUCCAAAGCCAAGAGGACCUAUCCAAACCCUUCUGUCCAUUCAAGAUGAUUUGGCAACUGUCAAGGAUUCCACUUCUGUGUACUCAACUGGUCAUGACCUUGCCUCUCGGUUCAGAAUGAUAAUCGAUCCCACUGACAACUUCUCUUCUGUGGAUAUAAUGUUUCAACUAAACAUUCUCUCACCCGAUGACUGUGAGGUUAUUCAUAUGAGCACGUUCCAAGGUGAUCAAGAUGAGCUCUAUGUUGCAGAGGUUGUUGCUCGAAUCCGACGUUCACUGGACCGGGCCAAAACAGUCGUUCUUGUGGGUGCAGACCGGGUGUAUGGCAGCCUGUAUGAGCUACUGAAUCUCAGCUUCAGAAAGAUACAAGACAAGAAGUAUGUCAACAUAACUCUGGGACGCCAUCUCUAUGCUUGCCCUGUUGAUCCUGGAUUCCAAUGUGUGGUCGUACUGAAGGAAUCUCGCCUUAAGAAAACGGCAGCACCAUUUCUAAGCCGCUUCGCAAAAUUCAGGCUCUCGCCAGAUGAUGCAUUGCGUCAGAUGCAUACAUGGCUGUCACCGGAUACUGGCAACCAUAACCUGUGGAGAGUGGUCGAUGAACAAUGCAGAGAUUUUGUUGAGGUGAUGCUUAGCCGCAACUUCCUUGGACUAGACAAAGGCAGUGGAUUCCUGUGCCUCUUGCUUAGUUGUUUCCAUCGCUCCGGUCCUGGUGACAAACCUAUGUUGAGUUUCUACACAAAUUUGACACAAGCAGCAGAGCGUCUCGUUCCUGAUAAUCACGUAGCUCCUGCGCAGAGAUCAGUUCGUGGAAUUUGUGCUCGUCUCCUGCAGUUGAUGCCGCCAGAGCACUUUAUCAUGAUGUUCAAGAGAAUCAAGGAGCGUGAGCUCUACUACAAACUCUACUUUGACACAUUGCGUCACUUCGAAUUCCGCAGAACGGUUGUAGAGUUUGCCCAAAGUAUGCCAGAUACAACCAUUGAAGAGCAGCACUUGAUACAUUGCAACAAGUUUGUAGCUUUCCUAAAGCACUCAUCAGCUGUCACUCAGCUUGCUACUGACAAAAAGGAAUUCUUUGACACGGAUGCAGAGUGCAUUGCUGUGGCUGAUGCCAAUGGCUUCAAGAAGCAACUCGAUGCAGACAAAUUCUUUGACGACUUUGCUGCCAGCGACCAAAAGAACUGUGCUUUAAUUUUGGUCGAUGUCUCGCAAGCAUCUGGUGGAUUUAAACAUGUCGCUUUCCUCAAGUGGUUGGUGGACUCAUGGGACAUUCAAAUGCGCAAGAAAAACAAACGCAAAUGCUUCUUCCUGGUACUAUACAGCCAGCUCUUUUUGGCUUCAGCUGGACACAAAAUUCCAGCGUUCUUUCUCAAUGGCUGGGACACUCUCUAUUUCGACCUACCAGCUGCUGGUGAUAUGCUUUUGAUGAAUCUCAAAGCCAUUUCCAAAGCAUUUGCUGCACAAUCAAUACAGGAUGGCAGGAAUGAUGAAGAUGAAGAAGUUGGAAUCCAAGCAGUUCUCCAAGAGGGAAUUCUCAAGCAGAAGUCUUCAUUGGUACAGCAGUUCUGUCAGAAAGUGGCUACAGAACCUGUUACAAGAAGGGCUGAAAUUGAAACAGCUGGAGUAGAUCAUGAUCGCGAGCAACCACACCUCGGGAAUGAGUUUGAAAAUGCUGAUGAUGUUGAGAGUGAUGGAGAAGAUCCUGAUAAUGAUGACAGAGAAAGUGAUAUUGGUGAUGAUGAAGAUGACACAGACGCUACUGGUGAUGGGGACACAGACGCUACUGGUGAUGGGGACACAGAUAGAGCUCACUGUAUUGGAGAUGGUGACGUUGAUGUUCCACCCGAACUUCUCGCUUUGUAUCACUCCAACUCCUCACCCAGAAAACUGAACGAUGCAGUGAUCAGCAUCCUGGAUAAAUACCCAGAAGUUCUGAAGCAUGCUGGAACACUUCUGUCUGAGUUCUUCACUCAGACUACAGCAGUAAAACUAAUGGAAGACCUUGCUGCCCACGUUGCUGAAUGGGACUCUUUUGUCUCCUUUUCUCUCCUGGUUGAGCUGCAUAUGAAUCCUAGGUUGGAAAGCAUCUUGACAAAACUACUACUGUACUUGUGCAAGGACAAAACAAUUGCCAACAUUGUCAACCUGGGCUUCUCUGGGGAGUUGCUUUCCAGGCUACUUUGGUUCAUUCCCCGCUUGACGGAGCAAGAUGAGGAGGCGUACAGAAGCAACGCAUUGGCCAUUAACAGGAGUAUAGUAGCAGGCAACAAAUUACCAUUCUAUGGCCUUAUCAAACAGCGGAUUGAACUUCAUUCUCACCAGCUCAAGAUUCUGGGUGAUCCGAAUGCUUGCUUCAAACUUCACAACCGAUUGGUGGCUGAUGCCAUUGUGAAGCGGUUUCUAGGUUGUGAGCAGCGUUACAUUGAUUUGUACUUGCAAGAGCUGGUAAAAGAGAAGUGCAAAUGGUCAGGGAGUAGCACCGAUGCACGGGAAAUGCUCGGUAUCGCAGUCAGCUAUUUGAAGCGCAAACGUUCUUCUGUACUUGCUCGCUCAACUUCUCCGGACAAAACUGAGUGUGACAUUGUGCCAUUUGCUCAUGCGUACCUUGUACAUGCUGACACUCGCUUUGAAAUCAUGAUGCUACUGUAUGGUAUGCAGGCCAUGAAGCAACUAUCAAGCUGGGAAGGAUUCUCAACAGUCAGAACGCUAUUGGAUGAUAAAGAUGCUACUAUAUCAGCCAAGGAAUGUAUUGAAAGGUUUGCAGAAGCGCUGUUCAAUGGACUGUGGAAAUCAUUGCUUGCCAUCGAAACACUUCUGGAUGCAGCUAGCAUGGCUGAAGAGGUUCAAAGGUGGAGACAGAGUUUCCGUUACAUUCGAGUCUUCUGGAGUCCAAACCAGGAACACGAAGGCAAUGCAGAUCCCGAGGAUAUUCUGCAGUGCAUUAUGAACACAAUAUGUCAGCAAUUCUCUCGUGAGCUCAACCUGAUGGACGAAGUAUUCGUGAUCUUGCACAACAAGCAGAUCUCUGAAAAUCCACCAGUCCUCCAUGCAGUCCUACAUACUGCGCAGAAGCUGCUCACAGCAGAUGGAUUUGACACUGUUGACAACAUCAAGGAAUUUUCUACCACUUUGCAGGACACGCAAGUAUGCGCUGCUGAUGACAUCAAGUCAACAUGUCUACAACUCUUGAUACUGCUGGUGAAAUCUUUGAAGAACUCUAUUGAAAGAAGCAAAACAAAGUUAGCAUUCCUCUUCACAGUGAUCAACAAUUCCGAUGCGAAGUUUCCCCAUCUGCUGCCUCAGCAAUCAAUCAACUUGUUCCUUUUUGUCAUGAAGCGCUUUAAGCAACCAGUAAAAAAAACCGCAGAAGGAGUCGACAAGGUCAUUCAAGACACUCUUUCCAGGCAUCAUGGUUACCAGCAGCUCCGAGACUACUGCAAAUCAGUGGAAAAUCCAAUUGAUACAUUGUACCUUCCACCAGCUAUUCCAAGAAGAGCACGAGAGAUUGGCCCAAACCACGAGGCUAUAUGUGAACUAUUUGAUCAACCAAUUGUCCACGCCUAUUACAAUUUCAUCUACAGAAUGAACAAGGUGAAAAUGCACUCCAUUCUGGAUUGUGUCAGGCUUACAACACCAUUGACGUUGGCCAACAGGAAAUCACCCCAUGUUGCCUGCCUGAUCAUAAAGCUUGCAGCAAAUGUCCGGCUGGCCUUUGAGUGUGUGGCAGAGAGUAUUGAGCACGAAGACCCUAGGAACAUCCUGAGUGCUGUACAUGAUCUUUCAACACACUACCUACAGGAAGGAAAGUUGUUUUGGAAACAGUUUCUAGCAUCCAGAAUUUGCACCAGUGAAAAGGCGAAGACUGUUGUUGAGACAUUCCCGGAAGGCCUUCGCAACUUGUGUUUAGCAGAGCUUGGUGAGGGUGGACGUACUGGCGUGGAGCUCAUAUUCACAUGUCGAGUUUUACCACCUGGCAAUGAAAAUCUAGCUGAACUACACCGGUCCUACCAAGACUUCAGCGGCCUCUUUGACAGGAGUAUUGCUGCUAACGACGGGUUGCAAGGAAUUGCUCAGUGGCACCGUAGUCAGACAUCUGAAGGUGCACCACCACUGGUAGCUGGCCUGCUUCCCAAGAACUGUGCUGAUAUGUUUGUAUUCCUGAAAGUGUACAAGUCCUGCUAUGAAGCUGGCCACAUGGAUGCACUGCGUGAAGUUUGUGAAACACUGACAGGCAGCGAUCGCCUAACCCGCAGCCUCAAGUUUCUUCAACAAGGUCCGCCCAUUCGUACACAAACACUUCAAUGCAUGUUCCCAGAAGGUGACCACCCGCAGGACUCCACUGUUGGUGUCGAAUUGCGUCACCUCCUGAUGAAUACACUUGCUGUGUUUCUCGGCAUUGGUAGUGAGAAGUUGCACUAUGCCAAUUAUCUUUUCAACCCAGCCAGUCUUGAAGGCACAUAUCUGUUUGGUGCUCAUCGUGGUCAACAAUGCCGAUUGUGUCCGUUCCAUGUUGACUGCUGCCUUGUAUUUGAUGAUCAAGGCAUGCCAGAGGAUGACGGAGGUGGGUGCUGUCUGGGCCUUGUGGGCAACUAUAUCAACACGGCCAUCACAUUCUCUGCCUUCUUGCUUCUGGGACUUCUGUAUCAGGAGAAGGCUGAAGCAAUGUUCAAUUUGCUUCUGAGUCCAUAUGUGAUAAAUCCCGAGCAACGACAGUAUGCUACAUUCAAGGAAAGGGCACUGGAGUUCUGUGCCAUCAGGGUAGCAACUCCACUGCACAGUAUUGAUGAAGCUGAUGGCUACCACUUCUCACACCAGGAGUACUGCACCGCUGUGCUGAUGGUAUUUGAGCAGAUGCUUCGUCAGUUCUUGAGGAAUAGUCCACUUCCGUAUCGCCCAGCUUACAGUAGCAGACCUGAUCGUAGUUGUGCUGAGAAACUUGCCCAAGAUGAAGCUUUCAGUCAGGUUUUACCUCUUCUAGAUAAUGCUCGCAGAAAUGUGAAUAUCAGUGACCCGAUGGUGACUGAACUUCGAUCAUGUAACAGCAGUGACAUCACGAUGAGGUCACUGCUUGGUGCAGCCGUGCAGCAUCAUGCCACCACAAAGAACUUGCCGGUUUUGAAGGCGAUUUUGAGUGGUACAACUUCCUGGAGGCUGCUGCACCAUGCAAAGGACAUCUUCAGGUUGUAUGCGGCUGCUCACGUAUUCCUGGAGGGUAAGAUAACUCGGGAAACAGUGUUCCAGGAACAAUUGUCUCUACAUGCGGUCUGCACUAGCAACAGCGCUGACAUUGUUGAUGCACGAUUCGCAAAGCUUAAGAGUGCUUAUUUGAGUGGGAAGAAGGCCUUCAAUCAAUUCUGGCAUGACAAUGAGGGACAGGUGAACAUCGGUGCUUGCCAAAGAGAGAACACAAUUGCUAAAAUUCACCCUGAAGAUGAUGAAGAUGCGGGAACCACGUCACUAAUAUACAUUUUGGAUGAAGGAGGUGAUGAGCAUGGAGUCCUGGGAAAUGUCCUGCAAGCCAUUCUAUCACAGCAAGAAGAGUUCAUCAGGAAAUGUGAGGAGUGGAAAUGCACCAGCACACCUGCAGAUGUCUAUCACCAUGAUCUAAUGGCAGGCGAGUUCAAUCAGCCGAUAGCGAUGACAGCCAAUGGAGAAGGUCUUAUGACAUUCGAUGAAGACGAAGCACUUCAUAUUGCUAGAAUGCACAGCUAUGUGACUGAAGGAAACACCGUGAGUUUUGAUUUGGAAGCAAUUCAGAGUUAUUACAUCCAGCAGUUUGUUACCAAGGCAAAGCUAAUUGAUCUGGAGCAAUCUCUUGCACCAUUUGUCUUCAAACAGACUGAUGCAACUCCACUGCAAGUUCUUCAAGUGAAGCCCUUGACAAAGCUUGUAACGAAUGAUGACAACUUUGGCGAAGUCCUCUCAGGAGAUCUUCUGGAUCGGGUCCAGCAAGCUUUUCAACAGCAGCAGCAGCACUACAAUGAAUCUCUUGAGCUCAUUGACCAUCUUGUGAACAUCUCCAGUGCCAUAUCAAAGCAGAGAAUGCAGGUGGAUAUGGUCAAGAAUGUCAGCUUGAGAGAAUUCACACACACAAACAUGGACUCUUUCACAACCCCAGAGAGCUUUGUGCGAUUCUGCACCAGUGUCGACAUGGAAGUGGCUUUGUGCUACAUUUGCCAUCUCUACCGACUUUUGGAAGACCGCUUAACCAGUGGCAUUCAUCUGCUGAUGCAUGUUCCCCAUCUGCUACAGCGGCCAUUGGGUGAAGACAUUGAUAAGGAAGUCAACGAAGCAUUCGAAUCCUAUCGUCAGGAGCACUUUGAAAGGGUACCCAUACAGGAGCUAAUCGAAAAUGCUGACUCAGCAUAUACAACUCUUCAGCAGUGUGUUGAUCACAUAACAGGUUUGGAAGAAGAUCUGUUGAGCUUCCUCCUAAAACUUGACCUUGUUACUGAUGACAAAGAUAUCUUGGCUUACCUGCCGCAGACUGUGAAGUGCUAUCAUCUGCAAUCUAUCAUGGUCAAGAUUAUUCAGCAUGGCCGACAGGUUCGACACGAGCAGUCUGAGUCUAGAUCAGCUGACCCUGUUAUCAAGGUAUGGUCUGAAGACAACACUGAAGACUUUGUGAUAGUACCGGCAUUUGAUGAAGAACCGGCAGAGUCCCAUGAGAGCGGAUUUAGCGAGCAGUCUACUUCUGAUGAGGAUGAUGACUCUCUCCUAGAUUUCGCAAUGUUUGCCGAGCUUCCAACUGACAAUUCUGAUAACAUGUUUACCGACUCAGACCGCCCAUUGGAAGAAGAGUUUGUUAUUGUUCCAGCUGGUGAUGUCAAAGGCGAAUCAUCUCUUGCAGAUGAUCCUAUUGUGCCGGCCAGGGCGACCUCCGAAAAUGAAACAGAUGACCGCGUUGAGAGCAGCAACACACACCACAUCAGUGAGAUAAUAGAUCCUAAGGCCCGCAAAGAUGCUGAAGAUGCAGAAGAUAGUGACAAAAGCAGUGAAUACGAAACUCCAGAAGAAAGCAUGGACGAUAAGCAGUCAGACUCUGGUUCGGAAAAUGAAGAAAGCUGGAGUGUUGUAAGUGGCAACAGGGUUACAUUGCUAAAGAGGCCAAGCAGCAAGGAGAGCACAGAUGAAUCGUCUUCUGAGCCUGACAGUAAUGGCGACAGUGACAGUGAUGGUGACAGCAGCAGUGAUGGCGGCAGCAGCAGAGAAGAAAGCGACGAAGACAGGGAGGAAACCGAUUUGGAAGAGGAAAGCGAGGGAAGUGGUGAUGGCACUGAAGUAGACAGUGAUACAAGCUCGGGAGAAGCCAGUGAGUCGGAUGACGAGACCACGGAUGGCAGUAGUACUUGCGGAUCUGAAAGUGACCUAGAAGAAAGCAGAGAAAUUGAUUCAGAUGAUGAUGAGGCUGAUGAAGAAAGUGGAAAUGAUAAGUGUAAUGUAGACAGCACGAGGCCCACAGCUCACACUGAUCACGGAGAUGAACAUGCCGAUGCAAAGUUGCCUACAUUGGAUCAUCCGGAGGUUCAUGCUGGUCUAGAAGCAGUCAUGGUGCCCAUGGCAUCAGCAUUGCUAACUUGCAAUACUUCCGCGGUGCAUGAGCCAGAAUCAAUUGCUGUCAAGCAAAUCCCAAGUCUUGACUCCGAUCCAACAGUCAAUGCAACACUGAGUUCUUCCGUUACUAGCUCAGUAUGUGGACAGAGGGAAAUACCAUACGUACAACUAGCACAGAGGAUGAUGGCACAAGUGCAGCCCAAAGGUCUGUUUACUCCUGCGCCUAAGUUUGCAAAAUAUCGUUUCCUCCUGCAGGAAGAGGUUCUCAAGGAAGGGUUUACCAGUCUGAAGAAAUUCACUGAAGAGACUUUCCGGACACACGCCAAGCUUUCUUCAGGGAAGUUUGAGCUAGCUAACUCACAGGGUCUGUUGAUCCCACCAGGGAUGGAUGUAGCCGUGGAUCCUCAAGAAGGCAGACGCAUUGUUCACGUCGUUCUUCCUGAGAGCAUAGUCACAGUCAAUAUUCUCAACCUGACUGAUGGUGCAAGUGACUGCCUGCAACGUAUUCGUGUUGCAAAGACAGCAAUGUGUUCCUUGCUGUGCUUGUUUGUCAUGCAGACACUGCAGAAAGCAUCUAGUGAGACAGCCCAGCCAGCUGGCCUCUUUGAUACCAACUACUGUCUUGUGAGUGAAGGUGACCUCACGGUGGAAGAUAUCUGUCACGGAACAUCGGAGGUAAAUCUCUACUUUGCAGUGGGCCAGAAGUACAAAGUGGUUGACAUCUGCUUUGGCGAGGACGGAAACAUCUAUCAGUCAGUCUUUUCUGACAAACUGGCCCAACAUUCCAGCCUGGUCGUGCCCGAGGAUCAGUCGCUGUGUCCCAAUCCAUCUACUGUUCACCUGUGCCACGAUGACAGAACGCCAGUGUACAAGCUACCUCAUCAUUGUGUUACAUCACUUUCUGUGCAGAUAAGUAGCAGCACAGUUGCUGAGUUAACCAUACCAACGUUCACGCCUGUGGGUUUAAUUCGCUGCCAACUCCAGCUGCAUCUAGGAUCAGAGAGUGAAGUUGCUGUGCUCUGCCAAAGUGGAAAUCCUCUUCCAGACUGCAUCUUGAUUCAGCACCUUUUGCCACCAACGGUGGAAUUCAAAACAGAUCCUCCAGACUUCAGCCUGAUGACCGAUUCAUUGCAAAAUGUUCAAGUUGACCUCUCGCCGUAUCAAGCGUAUUCCAGUCGCACGCCACGAAUAGUCAAUGUUACGCCUGUGAGGAGUGUUGCUGACAUCCUCACCAACAUAUGUACUGAGUUAAAUGAGCCUCCAGGAGAAGCAAGCUUGAUGAACGUUCUUUGGAAUGUUGCCCUUGAGCUGCAAGCACCUUUGCCACAAUUCUGGGCACUAGUUCAACAGCCUGUACUUCAGCUUCUACCCAGCCGACGGCUGCAGAAAGUAGCGAUUAGAGUGAACAAUCCUGAUGCUUCCAUCGCUCCCAAAACCAUCGAUAUCAGCGUUAAUCGCGAGUGCACAGUGCAUCAGUUGCGCCUAGCACUGCUGCACAACAGCCUGUGCCAAGGGUUGUUUCAGAGUGAGCUACCUGUCAUGCUGUCUGCCGGCCCAGUGAUGUUGGGUGAGGGAACAGUCAUUGCUGACGUAAAACUCUGCGAUGACUUCAGUCUUCAGCUAAGUACAGUUGCUGAGAUUAAAGAGAACACAUUGUUGUUCAGCUUGCACCUGCGGCGUGAUGGUGAUGAUGAUGAAGCAUCCACAGAAAACACACCAAUAAUGGUGAAGCUGGGUAAGAGCCGUGGGGCAAAGCUGCUUGUAGAGUUUGUUGCUGAUUGCCUCCUUCAAUGCCGGCACGAUCUUUGCCAAGUAAUCAUGCCAAACGAUGUGCUGGUUACAUGCGGCACCAGCGAGACCCUUUCCGAAUGUGUUGCUAUGUGCUCACCCAGUGAGCUAACUGAUCUCUCCACUGCCAAUGUGGUGCCAUGUUCAGUGAAACAGAUAUUACCAGCACUAGACCUAAUGGUAACCAUCCGUCCUCAAAAUGCCUCAACUGAUCCAACUGAACUAAGUCUGCCGCCCAGCAUGACCCUUCAAGAGCUGAAAUCGCUGAGUGUUACCACUCUGGAAUUACCAGAACAUGACAGCGUGGUUUUGAAGGACACAUCUAUGGAAGACAUCGAUCUGGAUGAAGCAACUCUGCAGGAUCUUGUGGAAAAUGGAAUGGAUCUGAGCUUUGUGAUCCUAUCACCUACAUCCUCUCUGGACCCUUCACUUGCUCAGUCUGCUGCAGAUUCUCAUGCGAUGGUCGCAUCAGCAGCCCUAACCGUAACUAUCCGUAAGCAAAGCAGUUCAACUGAUCCAGCUGAACUAAGUCUUCCGCCCAGCACGACCCUUCAAGAGUUGAAAUCGCUGAGUGUAACCACUCUGGAAUUACCAGAACAUGACAGCGUGGUUUUGAAGGACACAUCUAUGGAAGACAUCGAUCUGGAUGAAGCAACUCUGCAGGAUCUUGUGGAAAGUGGAAUGGAUCUGAGCUUUGUGAUCCUAUCACCUACAUCCUCUCUUGACCCUUCACUUGCUCAGUCUGCUGCAGAUUCUCAUGCGAUGGCCGCAUCAGCAGCCCUGACCGUAACUAUCCGUAAGCAAAGCAGUUCAACUGAUCCAACUGAACUAAGUCUUCCGCCCAGCACGACCCUUCAAGAGUUGAAAUCGCUGAGUGUAACCACUCUGGAAUUACCAGAACAUGACAGUGUGGUUUUGAAGGACACAUCUAUGGAAGACAUCGAUCUGGAUGACGCAACUCUGCAGGAUCUUGCGGAAAGUGGAAUGGAUCUGAGCUUUGUGAUCCUAUCGCAUACAUCCUCUUCAGAUCCUUCCCGUGCUCAGAUAGUCACAGCAUCCAGUGAUGAGCAGAAUCUCGUGACGGUUUCAUUUGAGCGGAAGGGCAAAAAGGACACACGACAAUCUCUGACACUGGCCGGUACCACCAGCCUUGUUGACUUUGCCAAUCAGGCCGCAAGCCUACUUUGCCCUGAGUCAACUUGCAGUCAACUAUAUUGUGAGGAAGAGCCUGUAGACAUUAGCGAGUCACAGACCAUGGAAGAUCUGCUGGGAAGCUUUGAAGAAGGCAAGGAUGCAUUGUUUCAACUUGACAUGAAAGAGACAUAGAUUUGUUGGAACACCAGCAUUCUUCAACACCAACAAGCUCAACAGCAGCAGCAAUCGUCAUGACGCCCGCACAUCAAUACGGCUCUUCCGCAUCGCGCAGUAAUGUGCUAAGUGCUUGAACUAUUCUUAUCAUGUGGAUGUAUUUCAACCAGGGAGUAUUGUGCUACUCCAUGAUUUCAAUUUGCUUAUAAUUAUGAUCACUCUGAUAUGAUGUUGCAUUCCUGUCCGUGUCUCCGUAGUAGGGUUUCAUGUGUAUUUCUCUUAUUCGCAUUCCAUGGAGCUGUUGUGAUUCAUUUUUCUCGAUUUUGCCAUUGUGCCAUUUUGCUGUGUGGAAACCGUAUGAUUGUUUAGGACUUGCUUAUGGUCCGAUGCAGGUUUUACCUCAAGUGGAUGUUUCAUUACUUGGGUGACCGAAUUUCUUGUUUGCAGAUACUGAUUUCCGUUUUCCUGUAAGUUUCAGUGUUCCUGCUACAAAGUUAUUGAUGACAACGCCAUGCCAUGCUUUGCCUGAAAACCGGGUAAGCCGUGCGUUACGAAUGCAACGUCUGUAUUUUUUUUUCAAAUAUACAUUGUUCUGGAGGUAUGGUGCAUGGCGCCUUUUUGCAAUGCACUGCUUGGUUCAAUUGCUUGCCCACCCCCAGCUCAUUGUCAAUGGAUACUUUUCUGGAGGCUGUUUCCAAUACAUGUAGUUUGUGUGUAUGUUUUCACCCGUAUCCUCUUAUGACUUGCGUAUUAUCCAUGUACAUGUAUGUUUUCACCCGUAUCCUCGUAUGACUUGCGUAUUAUCCAUGUACAUGUAUGUUCAUCAUCGGUUUCUAACAUGGUCGCUGCUGCAUUCCCUAUGGCAGUGCUGCUCUGCUUUCCUUUUCUCUGCCGCUUGCCGCAUGCAAGGGGCUAUGUUACGUGUAUGCUCCCAACAGGCCAUGUCCGUGUGUGUGACAAUUGCUACCCUUGUGUUUCAAACUGCAAGCAUGCUCUUUGACCAUUGUGCCUUUCUUCAAAGUUACAUUACAUGCAUUGUCAAAUGAUUCAGCUUACUAGUAUAUGCAAUGUCGCUUGCCUGUAUGCAUAAACUUUGCCUUCGUUGUUAUGCCUUUGGCUAUUGCCAUGUUUCCCAUGCACAAAAAACUGUUUUGAUGCGAUGCUCUUUCUGGCCUUCAAUCGAAUUCUUUCAGUGUGUUCUUACAACAGAAACUGCUAUCAUGUUAUGACAUUUUCGAAGAACAUUAUUUUGCCCGUACAA